Adineta steineri is the source of this 2061-nucleotide messenger RNA. The record is from the annotation of a GenBank genome assembly. NCBI's taxonomy places the organism in Eukaryota, Metazoa, Rotifera, Eurotatoria, Adinetida, Adinetidae.
AUGACUUCAAAAUCCAGUAAAAAAAAUAAUCAACAAGCCGCUGCUGCUAAUUCAGCGGACGACCUAGGUUGUGGAUCAACUGUAAGCAAGUUUGCAAUAGGACAAGAAGAUGAAGAAUAUUGGCUCGACGAACACGAUGAGCAACAGCUUGAUAAAAUGGCUGCUGAACAUGCUGAAUUGAUGGCUCUGUCUGAGCAUCUUCGAGUUGGGUGGGAAACCCUUGGAGUUAAUGCUGAGACAGGUGUAUCAUCUUUGGGCGAGUCUGCCAAUAAAUCCACACAGGAAAAUAAUGAUCCAGCAAACAAUUCAUCGGUCGACGAUACUGAUGAAGAUGAUUCAGAAAACAAAGAAAAAAAAUCCAAUAAUAAGUCACAGGAUAGCAGUAAAAGAAAAAAAGUAGAUAUGACACCAGCGACACCAGAGACACCGCUACCAAAGGCUCCCCGUGGCGCUUCAAAUUCAACUGUGGUAGGCUCAAAAUCAACAAAUAUCUCAUUGAGUGCUGCUCCACAGCAAAGAAUAUUACAAUCAUUGAAUACAUCAAGUAUUGGUGCUUCGAAUGAUGCUCAGGAGGAACCUGAUGCACCUCCUAAAAAAGAUCAAAUUCGUUCGACGACACAGUCGUCAGGGUUGGCAAGUGCCAAUGAUGAGCAGGCUAUUGAGCAACUAAAACUGUUGGUAGACGAGCGUAUUGAUGCUCACUGGCAACAUAAGAAGAUCAAAGAAAUCUUUUACAAUGGUGAUCAAAAAGAUCGUGCUCUUACACAACGAGGUGAUAAUCCUGCGUUUUUGACAGCUGCCGAGGUUACAGAUGGUAAAUUAGGCUUUGAUGAGCCUCAUCAAAUUCGGUAUGCAGUUUAUGUACUCACCAUUGCUGUGCCGGAAAAGAUUUAUGAAAAGAUGUUAUCGAAUCAGAAGUUAAAAGAUCUGAAAUUUCUUCAACGUCAAAAUGUUAUUCCUCUUGGAGGAAUAGUUAACAUCAAAGGAAAAAUAGGAGAAUCAACAAAUCUUCCUAGUCGAAAGGCCAACUAUUACAACUGCACAAGCCAUACAGAUUCGAUUUCAAAGGUGAUUAACUUUCUUAGAGACCAAAAAAAUACUCGAAUUGAACAAAUGGUUCAAAUUACACCAUUGAUGUCACAUAGUGACUUAUAUUCCGUUCCUGCAUUGAUCCAAAUGGAAACAUUAUGCUCAAUGUUACUUGGACGGAAAGGGAAUUUUGGUUACAACUUCGUAGGCCGAGUGACUAACGCUUCAAAAGAAGAAAUGCGUGAAAAUGCUAAACGUCUUAAUAACUAUAUGGCACAAAAAAUCGAGGUUGAUGGUACGAAAGUCACUCGCCGUCAAUUAGCUCAUCAAAAAGGCGUCGAAACAAAAAAAAAAGAAUUCCAAAAACCCGAUGGCACGUCGACGAAUAUUUAUAAAGAAUCAGGUGAAAAAACAUCUAAAACACUAACUAGAGAAUUCCAAAACGAACAUGGUACCACGAUGACACGUGGUAGAGAAAUUGGUCUAAAAGCAGCCGAUACAAUGGCUAAGGAAUUCCAAAACCUCGAUGGCACGACGACAACAAUUCUUAAAGAAAGAAUUAAAAAAAGAGUCGACACAAUGGCUACAACCAUGGUUACUCUGGAUAGCGGUCAACAGGUGACUCAACACCAAUACGAAGCUAUCAAGAAAAUGACCAAACCGAAGGAGGAGCUGGAAAGAUUAUUGGCUGAAUAUUUGGGACAACCGCAUUUAAAAGACCUAACAGGUCAUGAAGCACCAACCAUGGUUGAGACAUCAAUCCACGAUUAUCAGUAUGGAUGGCAAGGAGUAUGCGAAGGAUGUGGCCAAAAAUGAACCACCCCAAACGCUCCACCAUCGCCUACACCAACAUCACCAACAUCACCAACAUCACCAACAUCAACUCCACCAGCAAUAACACUAUCUACAUCACCAUACGCCAAAAAAGCAAACAUCACCACCACCCUCAAGAUCCAGCUUGGUAUUCUACAACACCAAUUGUCCCCAAGAAUAUCACCAGACCACCGUCAACCUAUCGAACGAUUCCGAUAG